Messenger RNA from Daphnia pulicaria, 1546 nucleotides. It is a transcript of the gene spn-A, whose product is annotated as DNA repair protein RAD51 homolog A-like. The transcript has 7 exons. The record is from RefSeq and is a predicted model, not a curated record. Gene Ontology annotation, biological process: chromosome organization involved in meiotic cell cycle; mitotic recombination-dependent replication fork processing; DNA recombinase assembly. NCBI's taxonomy places the organism in Eukaryota, Metazoa, Arthropoda, Branchiopoda, Diplostraca, Daphniidae. Bases 214 to 1239 code for a protein of 341 amino acids. Gene Ontology annotation, molecular function: single-stranded DNA binding; DNA strand exchange activity; ATP binding. Gene Ontology annotation, cellular component: condensed nuclear chromosome.
ACUUGUUUUUGCCGCUCGAAUGUUUCGUUGUGUGAACGUUUCACAUGUGAUCACUUCGUUUUGAUGGCUGAGACUGAUUGAAACUGAAACUCUUCCGAAACUGAUUAAUUGAGUCGAGAAGCUGAAUCACACAAUUGUUUUUCACUGACAUAUUCUGCUUUUCAACAGUGAUUUCUUUAAUCAUUAGCUUAUCAUAAGCUAUUAAUCAGUACGAUGGCUACUGCACUUCGAAAUCUUAAUGAAGAAGAAGAAAAUGUUGUCGAAGCUCUCGAACAAACUGUUUUCUCAGCAAUCAGUAAACUUGAAGGCAAUGGAAUCAGCGGUGCAGAUAUCAAGAAAUUGCAAGAAGCGGGGUAUCACACAGUUGAAUCAGUAGCCUAUGUCCCUAAAAAGACACUCAUGACCAUCAAAGGAGUCAGUGAGGCCAAGGCUGAUAAAAUCAUUGCUGAAGCUCAAAAAAUGGUCCCCAUGGGUUUUUCUACUGCCACAGAGUAUCAUCAAAAGCGUGCAGAGCUCGUUCAAGUUACUACAGGAUCCAAAGAGCUCGACAAAUUGCUUGGGGGUGGCAUAGAAACAGGGAGCAUCACAGAAAUAUUUGGAGAGUUUCGUACUGGAAAAACUCAAUUGUGCCUAACUCUUGCAGUCACCUGUCAAUUGCCCAUUGACAGUGGAGGAGCUGAAGGAAAGUGCUUGUACAUCGACACUGAAGGAACCUUUCGUCCGGAGCGUUUGUUGGCUGUAGCUGAACGAUAUGGCUUAUCUGGCUCAGAUGUUUUGGAUAAUGUAGCUUGCGCCAGAGCUUUCAAUACUGAUCACCAGUCACAGCUUCUGAUCCAAGCCUCUGCCAUGAUGGCCGAUUCCCGUUACGCUCUUCUCAUUGUCGAUUCCGCCACAGCUCUUUACAGGACCGACUACUCGGGAAGAGGAGAACUGUCUGCGCGCCAAAUGCAUCUCGCUCGUUUUUUGCGCAUGCUCCUUCGACUUGCAGAUGAAUUUGGCGUGGCAGUGGUUAUAACCAAUCAAGUAGUUGCUCAAGUCGAUGGUGCUGCAAUGUUCGCCGCUGAUCCAAAGAAACCCAUCGGUGGAAACAUCAUGGCUCACGCGUCUACUACUCGACUUUACUUGCGCAAAGGUCGUGGAGAAACCCGAAUUUGCAAAAUUUACGACUCCCCCUGCUUGCCAGAGUCUGAAGCCAUGUUCGCAAUUUUGCCCGAUGGCAUUGGAGACAGCAAAGAGUAAACUGCCACAGAAGGGACCGUCCUCCGCUACAGGUUAUUACCCCCUUUCUUGUAAACCCUUUUAUGAAUUCUCCGUUUUUAGUUGUUCAAAAAGUUUCGAUUCACCACCGCCCCAAAAAUAUGAAUUUGUCUUUGUUUAUAAGUAGGUGGAAAAUCGAAAAAACGUCAGUGUACAUGCAACUGUAUGGUUUACCUGUAACUUUAAAAUAUCUUACGCAAUCUACCCUGUUCGCAUUCUGUUCAACAUUGUUCUGAGAUUAUCAGUGGCAAUUACUGCUUGAAUUUGAAUACAAAUAUUUUUUUCUCAA